CCUUUCCAAAUAAUUAUGCAGGCGCACACAUUCAAGAAAGCAUGUGUAGCUGCUUAUCCAAGUACCGUGCAGCACGACAUUGUUUGGUUUUGGCCAAACACUGAUCCUCGAUACAAAGAUAUUCUUGUGGAGAGAAAACCGCCUUACAUCCCACAACUAGAUGAUCCUUCCUAUACUAAAUUAAUGGGAAAUAGAUAUAUUCCUUAUGGGUACGAGGUAUUGAUUGAAAAUCUUAUGGACCCUGCUCAUGUUCCAUAUGCGCAUACUGGAAUUAUGAAAACUCAACAACCCAAAAUGGAACUGAGAAGUCCAGGUAGUAGCAGACUAAUAUGGACCUUCCCAAGAAACUUUGGUAUUUGGAUUGAUAAAGUUGUGCCACGAUGGAUGUUUCAUGUGGGACAAAACCUGAUUUUAGAUUCUGAUUUGUAUCUUCUUCACAUUGAGGAGCGUAAGAUAAUGGAUGCUGGUCCUACCAACUGGCAGAAAGCUUGUUUUGUACCAACAAAGUCAGAUGCUCUUGUGGUUGGAUUUAGAAAAUGGUUAAACAAGUAUGCUGGUGGUCAAGUUGAUUGGAGAGGCAAGUAUAGUGGAGCUCUUUCUCAAACUCCUCCUAAAGAACAGCUGAUGGACAGGUACAGGUCCCAUGUGCUGAACUGCCGUAGUUGCAAUGUUGCAUAUAAAGGCCUCAAUGUGCUUGAAGUUGUCCUCCAAGUUGUCCCUAUUGCUUUAAUUGGGAUUGUUGCUGCAGCCAAGCAGGGUGCAAUGUCAGCAGCUGCGAGAACCACAAUGGUAUCAAUGGCAGUGAUAUGCUUUGCAUCUUCCAGAUGGUUGGCCCACUUCAUUUACAAAAAUUUCCAUUUCCAUGACUACAAUCAUGCUUUUCGCUAAGAAUAGUCUCUCACUUACUGUUUGGCCUUAAGAAACCUCCAUAUUAAGUAGUGUGAAUAUGGCAUCAGCUUAAUUGUAUGUAAAAGAUAAAAAUAUAUUUGCACCAUAAAUAUAAUGCAUCGCCUAAAUAGGGUGAAAUCAAGGGCUUGCAUUCCUCUCCAAGCACACGUAUCCAAAUGUACAAGGCGGAGUGCAUAAAAAUAUAUCAAAGUCUUAUUUUUACUUUAAAAGAUAAA
This is a messenger RNA of Alnus glutinosa, 1124 nucleotides long. Its product is annotated as protochlorophyllide-dependent translocon component 52, chloroplastic-like. Gene Ontology annotation, molecular function: chlorophyllide a oxygenase activity. The transcript has 6 exons. Lineage: Eukaryota; Viridiplantae; Streptophyta; Magnoliopsida; Fagales; Betulaceae. The record is from RefSeq and is a predicted model, not a curated record. Bases 16 to 888 code for a protein of 290 amino acids.